CAGGUUGUUGUGUGUUGGCAGCAGACCACUCAGAAGAAAUAUAUGAUGGGUGCAUAAUUAGCAUCCAUGCCCCAGAUGCUUUGAAGCUUCUAGGAACGCAAGCAACAUACGAUGAGUCAAGGAUACUUGGUGCUUUUCAGUAUGUAUACAGUGAUAUUUAUCUUCAUCGUGACAAAAGUUUGAUGCCCCAAAACCCAUCAGCAUGGAGUGCUUGGAACUUUCUUGGAACCACACAGCAUGGUGUAUGUGUUACAUAUUGGUUAAAUGUGUUACAGAAUCUGGGUUCUACUGGUCGCCCAUUUCUUGUAACUCUGAAUCCUCCUCGUAUUCCGAAGCACGAGUUACUUAAAUGGUACACUAGCCAUCCUUUCCCGUCGGUUGCAGCCUCAAAAGCUUCUCUUGAGCUAGAUAAAAUUCAAGGAAAAAGAACAAUAUGGUUUUCUGGAGCAUACCAAG
This is a messenger RNA of Musa acuminata subsp. malaccensis (wild Malaysian banana), 456 nucleotides long. The record is from RefSeq and is a predicted model, not a curated record. NCBI's taxonomy places the organism in Eukaryota, Viridiplantae, Streptophyta, Magnoliopsida, Zingiberales, Musaceae.